UUUGCAACGUUCUAAGAACUACGUUAAUUCGCUGUAAACGUUUAAAUUAUUGUUCAAAUUUGUGUGUUCACCGCAUUGCAAUCAUUCUUAUAAUCUGCUGUCUCGUAAAAAACACGUUUAGUUUUAAUUCAACCAAAAAAUAUGUAGAAUCCAUUACAAAAUUUAAUUAUGUGGAGUCAUUUGUGUGUAUAAGUAAAGUCGGUCUGUAUGCGAGAAAACGCUUUGCUUUGCUGUAAUGGAGACCCCACAAAACUCCUCAAACAUCUCCUUUCAGGACAAUAAAGAAAUACAGGAUUUGUUAAAACAACUCAAGGAUGCCAAAACUGAACUACAGCUUACUAAAGACGAGACGGAGCAAGUAAAGAAAGAUGUUAACAAAUGCAGAGAGGAGAUGGACCGGAGGAUGAUGAUGAUGGUCCAGAUGGAUGAAGGUUUGUGGAAUGCAUUGCUUGAAUUGGACACUCUCAUGCAGAAGAAAAGCCUUGCCAGUCAGUUAGAAGAGUUAACUUUAUCUAGCACCGCAGAGUCAAAGCAAGCUCUUCUGAAAAGUUUGCUGGAGGAGGAAAGCAUCCUGCUGGAGCAGGAGCGUAAUCUGAAACUCAGACGUGAGCAGCUGAGGAAAGCACUGGCGGAUGCUUCUGCAAACACAGAGGAAGUUUCACAGGGUGAGAAUCCAGUUAAACCAGGCUCAUCCAUCCAGAGUAAGUCUACAGAAAAGCCAGUCAGAAAAAGAGGAAUGCGAAAGUGAACAUUACAUCAAAAAAUGCUACUUUUUUUUUUUUUUAGAUAUAUUUAG
Labeo rohita (rohu) is the source of this 796-nucleotide messenger RNA. RefSeq lists its product as uncharacterized. Lineage: Eukaryota; Metazoa; Chordata; Actinopteri; Cypriniformes; Cyprinidae. The record is from RefSeq and is a predicted model, not a curated record. The coding region runs from base 236 to 748 and encodes 170 amino acids. The transcript is spliced from 6 exons.